Oncorhynchus kisutch (coho salmon) is the source of this 4312-nucleotide messenger RNA. RefSeq names its product ATP-dependent Clp protease proteolytic subunit, mitochondrial-like. Bases 119 to 916 code for a protein of 265 amino acids. The transcript has 7 exons. Gene Ontology annotation, cellular component: endopeptidase Clp complex. The record is from RefSeq and is a predicted model, not a curated record. Gene Ontology annotation, biological process: protein quality control for misfolded or incompletely synthesized proteins. Gene Ontology annotation, molecular function: ATPase binding; serine-type endopeptidase activity; ATP-dependent peptidase activity. NCBI's taxonomy places the organism in Eukaryota, Metazoa, Chordata, Actinopteri, Salmoniformes, Salmonidae.
GUCACAUGACAGAGGAAUAUUGCUCAGCCACUUCAGGAACAGUUCGACGCUCAAAUUAGAAUUGUUUCCGGUUAAAUUGGGGUCAAACAAAGGGGAUUGCACAUUACAAGACAUCACAAUGCUUAUACGAAGAGUGUUACAAUGUGGAGUGACAGCUUUAAAGUCACACAGGACCAUUCACCACAGUGCUCAAUGGAGGAGUCCUCUCGUACCUAUCGUUGUGGAGCAGACGGGUCGAGGAGAGCGUGCGUAUGACAUCUACUCUCGUCUUCUGAGGGAGAGGAUCAUCUGUGUAAUGGGGCCGAUUGAUGACUCUGUGGCCAGUCUGGUUAUUGCUCAACUACUCUUUCUGCAGUCAGAGAGCAACAACAAACCCAUCCACAUGUACAUCAACAGUCCUGGCGGUGUUGUGACGGCAGGCCUGGCCAUCUACGACACCAUGCAGUACAUCCUCAACCCAAUCUCCACGUGGUGUGUGGGCCAGGCGGCCAGCAUGGGCAGUCUUCUCCUAGCUUCGGGCACGGCCGGCAUGAGGCACUCCCUGCCCAACGCCCGCAUCAUGGUGCACCAGCCCUCCGGAGGAGCCAGGGGUCAGGCUACAGACAUCGCCAUUCAGGCUGAGGAGAUCAUGAAGCUAAAGAAACAGAUCAAUCAACUCUACGCUAAACACACUGGCCAGCUGUUGACACAUAUAGAGAGUGUGAUGGAGAGAGAUCGUUACAUGAGCCCCAUUGAGGCACAGGACUUUGGGAUCAUCGACCGAGUGUUGGUGCAUCCUCCCCAGGCGGGCCAGGAUGACCCAGAGCUGGUCCAGAAGGAGCCCCCUACCGCCAUCUGCCCCUCGCCAGCCUCCGCCACCGAGCAGAGCCCCCCCCCCGGGACCAACCCCCCCUCCUCAUACAAACCCGAACCCUGACCUCAGACUACCAGGAAGCAGUCCCACACCAAUCACAAGCCAUCCUCUAUCUUCUAACCACCUAAAGGCACUUCUGUAGAUCGGAAUGGAUUGGACAGGUGCAAGCAUAUGCUGAUGUCCCGUAAAUCCAAAUGUAUUGGAGUGGAUACUAAUAUGCGAGAAGUUACAGCGUAGCCUACCAGAGGGCAAAGUGGAGCUAUUACUAUAUUGCUUAUACCUGUCCCAUCCUUUAAUUUACAGAAGUGCUCUGGGUGGAUAGGGGCCGGUUUGGAACAGAGGACAUGCAUUGUAUACCUCUAUGCUGGAUAAACCUCUGGGAGAGGCAAAAUGCAGCAGUAUUAGAAUAUUUACAUUUAAGAAUGAUCAUUUUUGACCAAUCUUAGAUUUGUACUGUCCCCCAUAAUAUGCACAUUGUAUUUACCACAAACAAAGACUGCAGAUCUCUACAGUGAAGGAAACAAUAUAGCCCCCAUUUGUACAAGCCAUGACACAAUUGUGAUGUUGAUUUUCACGAACUGGAAUAAAAUACAUUUUCUUUGAGUCACACACCCAACCUGGGCCUGUACUCAUAAAGCAUCUAAGAGUAGGAGUGUUGAUCUAGGAUCAGUUCCUCCUGUCCAUGCAAUCUUAUUCAUUGUGACAGACAAGGCAAAACGGAUUCUAGAUCAGCACUCCUACUCUUAAUGCUAUACGAAUACAGGCUCUGAUGUAAAAACGGAUUAUAAUUGUAUCAACGUGUGAUUUGAGUCUGUAACAAGUGUUUUGAUUGCCUCAGUGAUGAGAUCAACUGAGCCGUUUUCUUUUGCAAUAUACAGAAGUCAGAAGUUUACAUACACCUUAGCCAAGAAGUGUACAUACUCAAUUAGUAUUUGGUAGCAUUGCCUUUAAAUUGUUUAACUUGGGUCAAAUGUUUUGGGUAGCCUUCCACAAGCUUCCCACAACAACUUGGGUGAAUUUUUGCCCAUUCCUCCUGACAGAGCUGGUGUAACUGAGUCAGGUUUGUAAGUCUCCUUGCUCGCACAUGCUUUUUCAGUUCUGCCCACCAAUUUUCUAUAGGAUUGUCAGGGCUUUGCGAUGGCCACUACAAUACCUAGACUUUGUUUUCCUUGAGCUAUUUUGCCACAACUUUGGAAGUAUGCUUGGGGUCAUUGUCCAUUUGGAAGACACAUUUGCGACUAAGCUUUAACUUCCUCAUGUCUUGAUGUUGCUUCAAUAUAUCCUCAUGAUGCCAUCAAUUUUGAGAAGUGCACCAGUCCCUCCUGCAGCAAAGCACCCACACAACAUGCUGCAACCCCCGUUCUUCACGGUUGGGAUGGUGUUCUUCAGCUUGCAAGCGUCCCCCUUUUUCCUCCAAACAUAAUGAUCAUUAUGGCCAAACGGUUCUAUUUUUGUUUCAUCAGGCCAGAGGACAUUUCUCCAUGUGCAGUUGCAAACUGUAGUCUGGCUUUUUUAUGGAGGUUUUGGAGCAGUGGCUUCUUCCUUGCUGAGCGGCCUUUCAGGUUAUGUCGAUAUAGGACUCAUUUUUACUGUGGAUAUAGAUACUUUUGUACCGGUUUCCUCCAGCAUCUUCACAAGGUCUUUUGCUUUUGUUCUGGGAUAGAUUUGCACUUUUCACACCAAAGGACAAUCAUCUCUAGGAGACAGAACGCGUCUCCUUCCUGAGCGGUAUGACAGCUGCGUGGUACCAUGGUGUUUAUACUUGCGUACUAUUGUUUGUACAGAUGAACGUGGUACCUUCCGCCAUUUGGAAAUUGAUCCCAAGGAUGAACCAGACUUGUGGAAGUCUACAAUUGUUUGAGGUCUCGGCUGAUUUCUUUUGAUUUUCCCAUGCUGUCAAACAAAGAGGAACUGAGUUUGAAGGUAGGCCUUGAAAUACAUCCACAGGUACACCUCCAAUUGACUCAAAUGAUGUCAAUUAGCCUAUCAAGCUUCUAAAGCCAUGACAUAAUUUUCCAAGCUGUUUAAAGGCACACUCAACUUAAUGUAAACUUCUGACCCACUGGAAUUGUGAUACAGUGGGUCAGUGAAAUAAUCUGUAAACACCUUUUUGGAACAAUGACUUGAGUCAUGCACAAAGUAGAUGUCCUAACCGACUUGCCAAAACUAUAGUUUGUUAACAAUAUUUUUUUUUGGAGUGGUUGAAAAAUGAGUUUUAAUGACUCCAACCUAAGUGUAUGUAAACUUCCGACUUCAACUGUACAUGCGACUUGUGUAAGCCUAGAGUGCCUCACUGUCAGUGACUAGGGGGAUUUUGGAGAUAAAGCCUCUCUUGUAAGAGUGAGUUUUAAUCAAGUCAUGAUGAAAAUGUUUAAAGAGUGGGAUUUUGUCUCAUUGAUAUUGAAAUGUUUGUCAGUCACCUUAAAUUCAAAAAGUUAUUGAGUAAAGCACUAAUGAUGCAAUGACUUGCAAAGAAAAGCAACAUGCUGGGAUGAGGGAGAAUGGGGAAAUAACAGUACAAUUGACACUUAAAGUAUAAGCCAACAAAUAUAUUCAUGUAAAGUAAGGUUUUAUUAGUUAAUGUCUUCUGAACAAAACUUUUAAAAUCAAAAACAUCCACCACCUAAUAUGUCACACAGAGUCUUAACAAAACCCAGUAAAAGUGUUACAUAAGACCGUUCUGUGAACUAUACUAACCCCAUGGUAAACAAUGGGGGUCUUGUGCAACAGUGCUAAAAACCCUUUACCUCUCCAGACCCUGGUAGCCAGUGCAUUUCAAACUCUGGGGAAACAUUUCAAUAUAGUGGCUUCCACUCAUCUAUUCUGAUCUGAUGGGUCAAAGCAAGACGAGUGGAAGAAGCAGGUUUAGACCAUUGUGAUGUAGCAGUGAACACACAGAACUGAAACCACACCCUGGGUGGAUUGCAAUAGCGGCUCUCCUUCCCUUCAGCUGCAAAGAUUUGAAAGAACAGGACAGGUGAAAGCCAUUGGCAUCUACUACAUUACUUUCACCUUUCUUCAGUUUUCCAUUUCAUGGUAAAGGAGAGGAGACAAGGGAAGGAAGCCAAUUAAGACUUGAGAUGCAGCCUGUGUCCCUCCCUUGGUUUAACCUGGUUAAACCAGAACCACAGGUAGCACCUCUUUCCCCCUUUCUCACAGCUCUUUUCUGCUGACUCAAUGGCCCUAUACAAGUACAGCCUUCUUUUCAAGUACUCAAACCAAACAGGCCCACUGAAACUGACUUGUGACAAACAGUUAAUGGAGAGGGCACACUGCAGCACACAAGCCAAGCAAUCCACAGGUUGUGUUAGCAAAAAGGAGUAAGCCUAUACAACAACAAUCUCAGUCGCUUCCAUUUAAAAAUCUGGGGUUUGUAAGUUGGCCUGCUGGCUGUUUAGAAGCAGUAAUCUAACAUGCUCUGCUGCUGCUACUUCCUCCUUGACAUGGAGGGGGAAACAU